Messenger RNA from Lucilia cuprina (Australian sheep blowfly), 2565 nucleotides. Its product is annotated as protein DENND6B. The transcript has 2 exons. Gene Ontology annotation, cellular component: recycling endosome. NCBI's taxonomy places the organism in Eukaryota, Metazoa, Arthropoda, Insecta, Diptera, Calliphoridae. Gene Ontology annotation, molecular function: guanyl-nucleotide exchange factor activity. The record is from RefSeq and is a predicted model, not a curated record. The coding region runs from base 118 to 2097 and encodes 659 amino acids.
UGCUUCAUCGAUAGCAAAAUGUUUUUUUCGUACGUUAAUUAACAAAUUGUGAAUGAAAAGGGAAAGUUUAUUUUACAUCAAAACAUUAAAAAAAUAGUUUAACAUCAAAUAUACAAUAUGGAUAAUGCUGGAGAUCAAAGGAGAAUGCAAUCAAACGGCAAUAAUGCCAGAAAUGAUAAUGCUCUAGAGGAAAAUAUAACAAAGGUGAUAAGAAAAUCUCCUGCAGUUUCGUUGUUGAAUUUGGAUGAUAUGGAGGCGUCACCGAAUGGUAUAACAUCGACAGAUUGGUCACGUUUAUCUCAGUGGAUACAAUGCAUGUGCAUAGUAACGUUUGAUUUGAAUUUGGGCCAGGCUUUGGAAUUUGUUUAUCCCACAGAGUUCAUACCAACAGAACAAGAAGUUACUAAUAUCUGUUAUAUGGCAUUUCCUGAUUCCAAUUCAGGUUGUAUGGGUGAUACCAAAUUUCAUAUGCGUCUGAGAAUGUCUCCAGACACGGGCAGAAUGGCUACGACCAAUCAGUUUCGUUGCUUCAAUAGCGAUUGUCCGCCUGCUUUGAAAGCAGACCAAUCUCAUUAUUGGGGUUUUGUUUACUUUCGCCAAAAACGGGAUCCCAACUUACCUCGAGGCUAUUUUCAAAAAAGUUUUAUUAUUGUGACCCGUCUGCCGUUCUUUAAUCUAUACUAUGAAAUGUUAAGUCUAUUGGCUCAAAAGUAUUUUAAUGAAGGUGAAGAAAUAUUAAAACAAGCCUGCCGACAAAUCAAUACCGAGUGGCCUGCGCUACAGGUGGGUGUCACCUAUAAUUUACCUCUCUUCGAACAGUGUUAUCAAAUUCUAAUACCCCGGGCAAGUAGUCGUAAAACCUCCUCUCACAAUGACAGUCCCGAAAACAGCUGUCCCGAUAAGAUAGCCAUGUACAAACCUAUUUCGGUUAAAGUUAUUGCUUCGGUGAACGAAGUUGAAUUAUUUCAUAGUUUAAGUUUUAUCAUUGAUCAUAUGUAUACAUUGUGGGAAUUGGUUUUAACUGCUGAGCCUAUUGUGGUAGUGGGUACCUCACCGGCCGAUUGUUCACAUAUGGUGCAGACUUUGGUAGCAUUAAUUGCUCCGCUAGAAUAUUGUGCCGAAGCUAGACCCUAUUUUACCAUACAUGAUAGCGAAUUUAAAGAAUUUACACGAGAAUGUGGAAAAGUGCCGCCUUCUUUGAUACUUGGUGUAACUAAUCCUUUUUUUAUAAAACUAUUAAAAGAUUGGCCUCAUAUGCUGCGUUUGGUGGACAAUCAGCUCAAUAUACAAAAACAACAGCAGUUGGCAUUAAAGAAUGCCCGAAACGCCAGCUCUGUAACAUCACUCACCAAUACAGGACCUCUUAAAAUAAACAAUUCUAUACAAUCGACUGCCUCGUCUUCCGCAGGCCUCGCGAACAGUAGCAGUGAAGGAUCAACACAUGGUUUAUACACAAAAUAUAAGCCAUUUUUGAAAAAAGAUAAAACUCUUAUUAAAAAAGUUAUGCUUGGUUUAAAAACUAAAAGACCAGAACAUGUACAAACCGCACUCCUCCGGCGUCAUCUUUUAGAAUUAACACAAAGUUUUAUGAUACCUCUGGAACGUUAUAUGGCAUCUUUGAUGCCACUACAAAAAGAUAUAAGUCCAUUUAAAUCCGCACCAAAUGCAAAUGCUUUUAAACUUGAAGAUUUUCUUGCCACUCUAGAACUUUCGGGUCCACAUUUAACAUCACCUCUAAAGGGCGAUUGGAAGGGUCUAUACCGACGUUUCUAUAAUUCACCUAAUUUUCGUGGUUGGUAUGAUUCACGCCACAAAGAGCUACAACUUACCUUACAGGAUUUACAGCUGCAGGCACUAUCCGAAGCCAACUUAGAACUAUGGGCUCGUGAUAAACAAGAAGUGGAAAUAAUUGACAUGAUUUUAAAACUUAAACAAAAACUGAAUCUCUACAAUGAUAAAUUGGCUAAUGAAACUACAGGAAAUUGGAUUAGUAGUAAUGGUAAUACAGCAAAUAACACUCGUGAUCAAAUACUUGCUCAGAUUAAUUGUAUGAAAGAAUUGCUUCCCAACGAUUUAAAGAACGUCGUCAAUAUAUGAUAAACUGAAUAAAAUGAUUUUGAUUUGUUAUGGCCGGUUUCAGAGUUUAGCCUAAGUAGCGAAAUGGUAUUAAAGUUUUAAAAAGAUGAUGCUAAAUCAUUUCCUCCCCAUAAAACCGGCCCAUAGUGUUUAAUACACUACAAUUAAAAUACAUAGUUUAAAUAUACACUUGUAAAAUUUUAAUUUGUUAUUUUAAUGUUUUCUAAUAUUACUAGUUAAAUCUGUAUGUAUGUUUUAUUAUUAUAUUUUUCAAAUUUAAUGUUAUGAAUAAAAUAAUUGUAUUUCAUGCAUAAGUUUUAUGUUAUAUGUAAGUCUAAUAUAUACUACAUACAUAAUAAAUAUAUAUUUUAAGUUUACUUUUUUAAAAUUUAAUUUUGUAAUUAAAAUGCAAAAAGUUUGGCAUUGAAAUAUUCUAAAGAGAUUAUUAAGUAAUUGUGACAAAAUAAAUUUUAAAAUUAAUUUAUUUAA